AUGACAGUGCUGAUAGUGACAGCGUGUCAUUCCUACAAAAUACUGGUGUACAGUCCAAUGAUCAGUAUAAGCCACAUGCAGUCAAAUGGUCGCAUAGCGGAUACACUUGCUCAAGCAGGCCAUCAAGUCGUACUAUUUGAACCGGAAUUUCUACCAAUCGCAAACUAUAAUAAUUCUGCGCUUGCUGAGCGCAUUAUCGUGCCAGGUUUCAGCUCUGCCCAUCUGGAAUGGGUUAAUACCUUCGGAAAAGCUAUAUUUAGCCCGCGAAAUGUUAUCCAUCGCAUUCAGGGUUUUAUUUAUUGGCACAGGAAUAUGGCUAAACUCUGUGCUGGUAUGUCUUCAGAAAUCGGAACUGAACUCACGGCGCUGCAACUGCACGUAGAGAUGCAGUCGUCGGUGUAA
Messenger RNA from Gongylonema pulchrum, 402 nucleotides. Lineage: Eukaryota; Metazoa; Nematoda; Chromadorea; Rhabditida; Gongylonematidae. The record is from the annotation of a GenBank genome assembly.